UGUUAUCUUAUCUCAAUGUGACAAUCAAGUAUUUUCAUAUAAAUAGAGAUUCUAUUGUGAAUAAUUAUAAUUUACAAUCUAAGUGUAGACGGUGCCUUUACUAAUUUUGGAGACUAAAGAUGAAAAUCUUUGUAGUAGUCGUGUUACUAGCGGUAGGAGUGACCAGCAAAAGACGGGAACCAACAGCAGUAACAGAAUAUAAUGAGCUGGAUGCAAGAGAUUUGCCAAAAGUUACUGAACUGGAUCUACCAAACGAUGAGAUGAUAGAAGAAGAUGAUGAUUCUUCUCGAAAUAAUCUCGUCUUGGGAAGUGUUGGUCCUAAUGAUAGGCAGAUGACUAGGAUCGUACACAACGUUGCAGCUGCUGAUUUGUUGAUUCAUGAGCAUGAAGUAACUUUUCGUGGAGCAAGAGGGACUAAUAUUACAGCAGUGAGUGUAAACCAGGUUGGAGCAAACUCUCCCGUAGCACAAGUACUAGGCGGCGGUCUCGGCUCAGAAUUUGUUACAAUCGGAAUUAAAUCGGUUAGAGGCCGUGGAUUCUCCUACACUAUGCUUGUUCAUGCAGAAAUUAACUGCUCAAAUAAUUAAUUGCAUACUUAUUAUAGGGUAGAUGAUGAUGAUGAUGAUAAUUUUUAUUUUAAUGUCCGUCUUGUAGAUUAUUUUAAAACAUUAGAAACGUAUUUUUUUAUUUUCAUAAACAUAUUUAUAUUAUUUUCAUUUCAUAAAAGUAGUAUUUAAAAAUGUUAUUUUAGAGGAUUGCAAAUAAA
Molecule: messenger RNA, 766 nt
Organism: Spodoptera frugiperda (fall armyworm)
Lineage: Eukaryota; Metazoa; Arthropoda; Insecta; Lepidoptera; Noctuidae
Exons: 3
Coding region: 120-587 (155 amino acids)
Source: RefSeq, a predicted model, not a curated record